GAGGAGCCGCUGAGCCUCCCUCCCUCCCCAUUGUGUGGAGCCCUAGAGCGGCAGCGGCUCCCCGGUGCCGGCCGCCAUCUUGUGCUGGUGGGAGCCCAGUGAGGCACCCUGAGCCCAGGCCACGAAGGUGGAGUGCGAGUGGGGCCGCUCCUCUCCUCCCAACUGCCUGGGCCCUCUUCCCUCGCCUCAAGGCCCUGCCGCGGCAGAGUAGCCUCUGAAUGUAAGGAGGACCCGUCUCGAGAGAGCGGCUUCCCAUCCGCCGCUCCCCCCUGCCACAGGCCUGCCGCCGCACCCGUCUAGAGCCAGCUACACCCCGAUCUGUAGGUGCUGCUAGCAGGAGCACACUCCUCUUCCUCCAUACCCCCUUCACCCAUAGCCUACGUAGGUCCUGCCACCGGAACAGGAGCAGCCCCACAGAGAGGGAAGCCGUGUCCACCCCAGCAGGACGUGCACUGUCCUAGAACUGAUGCCACCAUCCCCUAGAGGAGGCGGGUACUCCUAACGGAGCCCUGCCCGGACCCCAAGGGCCAGGUCCUUGCCUCUCUACUCCACCCAGCCUGGAGAGACACUCCUUACCAGCCUAACCUAAGGAGGAGACAUUUUUUCUCGCCCCCACGCUUGUGCCUCUUCCCCUGAACUAGACAAACAGAUCAGGUGCUGCUGCUAUCCCAGACCUUGAGGAGACGCCCACUGACUCUGAACUGCUGCUCUCUACCACCCACGAGCCCAACGCCCCAGAUCAGGAGAUAGAGACUCAGCCCUGACAAGCUGCUGACACUUCCCGCCCCAUCAGGAGACAGAGAGAAAGAGACCCAUCCAGAGGUGCUGUUCCUGCUCCUCGCACCACCGAUAUCAGGAGAGACAGCUACACAGAGCUACUACAACUGCAAAGUCAUGAAGAUCAAGGAUGCCAAGAAACCAUCUUUUCCAUGGUUUGGCAUGGACAUUGGGGGAACACUGGUGAAACUUGCAUAUUUCGAACCUAUUGAUAUCACUGCAGAAGAGGAGCAGGAGGAAGUUGAAAGCUUGAAGAGCAUCCGCAAAUAUUUGACUUCCAAUAUAGCCUAUGGAUCCACUGGCAUUCGAGAUGUCCACCUUGAACUGAAAGACUUGACGCUUUUUGGCCGAAGGGGAAACUUGCACUUUAUUCGAUUCCCAACUCAUGACUUGCCUACUUUUAUCCAAAUGGGAAGAAAUAAAAACUUUUCAACACUACACACGGUGCUUUGUGCCACUGGAGGCGGUGCUUAUAAGUUUGAAGAAGAUUUUCGCACAAUUGGAAACCUCCAGUUGCACAAACUGGAUGAGCUUGACUGCCUUGUCAAAGGCCUGUUGUAUAUAGACUCUGUCAGUUUCAAUGGCCAGGCAGAGUGCUAUUACUUUGAAAAUGCCUCAGAACCGGAAAGAUGCCAAAAGAUGCCUUUUAACCUGGAUGACCCAUACCCAUUAUUGGUUGUAAACAUUGGUUCAGGAGUCAGUAUUUUAGCAGUCCAUUCCAAAGACAGCUAUAAGAGAGUGACUGGAACAAGUUUAGGUGGAGGGACAUUUCUGGGUUUAUGCAGUUUAUUGACUGGCUGUGAAAGUUUUGAAGAAGCUCUUGAAAUGGCAUCCAAAGGGGACAGUACACAUGCUGAUAAGCUUGUCCGGGACAUUUAUGGAGGGGACUAUGAACGUUUUGCCUUGCCAGGAUGGGCAGUAGCCUCUAGUUUUGGGAAUAUGAUCUACAAAGAGAAGAGAGAAUCUGUUAGUAAAGAAGACCUGGCUAGAGCUACACUGGUCACGAUCACCAAUAAUAUUGGGUCUAUAGCACGGAUGUGUGCGGUAAAUGAGAAAAUAAACAGAGUUGUCUUUGUUGGUAACUUUUUGCGUGUGAACACUUUGUCAAUGAAGCUUCUUGCAUAUGCACUGGAUUACUGGUCAAAAGGCCAGCUGAAGGCCUUGUUCCUAGAACAUGAGGGAUACUUUGGUGCUGUUGGUGCUCUUCUUGGAUUGCCGAAUUUCAGCUGAAGUACCAGAUGCCACUACACUGAAUUGUUUUCCACCUGGUUGGCAUUAUUACUACAUUGUUUAAGUCAACGGGAACCAAAGGAAAAAAAGCAGCAGUUUUGCUGCAGUUCUUUUUAAAUUUAAGUGGUAAACUGCUGGAUGUUACCAUAUUAAGGAAGUGGG
Molecule: messenger RNA, 2169 nt
Organism: Emys orbicularis (European pond turtle)
Lineage: Eukaryota; Metazoa; Chordata; Testudines; Emydidae
Gene: PANK3
Product: pantothenate kinase 3
Exons: 7
Coding region: 895-2007 (370 amino acids)
Biological process (GO): coenzyme A biosynthetic process
Cellular component (GO): cytosol; nucleus
Molecular function (GO): ATP binding; pantothenate kinase activity
Source: RefSeq, a predicted model, not a curated record